Dermacentor albipictus is the source of this 663-nucleotide messenger RNA. RefSeq names its product prenylated Rab acceptor protein 1-like. Gene Ontology annotation, cellular component: Golgi apparatus. The record is from RefSeq and is a predicted model, not a curated record. Lineage: Eukaryota; Metazoa; Arthropoda; Arachnida; Ixodida; Ixodidae.
AUGAACGGUGAAGAGGGCGACAUCGGGGAGUGCUUGAAUUCUAGCCCGAAUUUUUCGGGUGAUGCUCCAGCCACGUCCCGAGCGCGAACACUUCCGCUGCCUCAGAAACGCCUCUCCUCGUCUCCCAAGACAGAGGACUUUGACCUUCGGCGCGCCGUCGUAUCCUGGUCGAGCGACCAGAUCAACCACGCACAGCCGUGGAAGGAUUUCGCGGACACCGCAAAAUUUUCGGUUCCGAAGUCGGCCCAGGAGGUUGCCGACCGGAUCCAAUCGAACGUGGGACGCUUCCAGAGUAACUACGGUGUUCUCUUCGUCGCCAUCCUGGUGGGCUACAUCAUGUCCAGCGUGGAACUCGUGGUAAGCGUCGCGGUGGUGGCUACAGUGUGCGCCGCGCUCAAGCUACAUCAGGAUGACGAGUCUGCGGCCGUGUGGGGGACGAAGCUGGUGCUCAGCAAGAACCACAGGCUGAUCGCGGCCACAUUCGUGGCGGUGCCUCUUCUCCACGCCGCAGACAUCUGGUCCGCCUUCCUGUGGUCCAUUGGUGCCAUCGUUGCAAUCGGCACUGUCCAUGCCACUCUGUACACUGGGCUUGGCUCCACAAACAAGUUCGCCAAGAGGGUGCCGGAUAUUCCCGAAGAAGGGGAUAUCAUAGGUCACCAUUGA